Messenger RNA from Diospyros lotus (date-plum), 759 nucleotides. RefSeq names its product late embryogenesis abundant protein D-34-like. NCBI's taxonomy places the organism in Eukaryota, Viridiplantae, Streptophyta, Magnoliopsida, Ericales, Ebenaceae. The record is from RefSeq and is a predicted model, not a curated record. The transcript has 3 exons. Bases 65 to 637 code for a protein of 190 amino acids.
UGCAGAAACAGCUCAUUUCUUCUUCUUCCCGCCGCAUAUAUAUAAGUUUAUAUAUAUCUACAAAAUGAACCAGCAGCAGAGACAAUCUAACGAAGAGCAAGAGCAACCCAAGCAUGCCGACACAUCAUUUAGCCAUAUGGUUGAGCAGCACAGUGAGCCGGUGCCGAUAGCAACGACGGCGGUGUCGAGAUUCGAGCGCGGGAACAUCACCAUCGGAGAGGCGCUUGAAGCUACGAUCCUCACAUCAGGAGACAGGCCGGUGGAUUACAGCGACGCCGCGGCAAUCCAGGCGGCGGAAGUGAGAGCAACCGGCAGGAUCAACAUAAUCCCCGGCGGCGUCGCGGCGGCGGCGCAGUCUGCGGCCACUCGCAACGCCCGCAUCUCCAGAGACGAGGAUAAGACCAAACUGAGUGAAGUUUUGGCCGGCGUGAGAUCGAAGUUGCCGUCGGACAAGCCGGUGACGCGCCGGGAUGCGGAGGGAGUGAUAAGCGCGGAGCUGAGGAACGAUCCGAAUCUGGCGACUCGUCCGGGAGGCGUGGCGGCGUCUCUGGCGGCGGCUGCUAGGCUUAACGAGAGCAAUCAACAUUCGAAGCAAAACAACAACAACAAUGGCAACAGCAAUAACAGCAACAAAUGAAGGAAGAUAAACUUGAAAAGGAAGUUGCAGUUGCAGCACUCUGUUUGUUUAUUUUGUUUUUCUGUUUGGUGCCGCGUGCGUUGUGUUCUCUAAUUUGAAUAAAUAUUAUAAAUUGGUGCUUU